This is a messenger RNA of Petromyzon marinus (sea lamprey), 1191 nucleotides long. Lineage: Eukaryota; Metazoa; Chordata; Hyperoartia; Petromyzontiformes; Petromyzontidae. The record is from the annotation of a RefSeq genome assembly.
AUGUCCCACCAACCGUCUAUUAUUCGAAAAACUCACCCUCUCCUAUCAUUAGGUAACAGUAUAUUAGUAGACCUCCCUUCUCCUGCUAACAUCUCGGCCUGAUGAAAUUUUGGCUCAUUAUUAAGUUUAUGCUUAAUUCUACAAAUUAUUACUGGACUUAUUCUUGCUAUACACUACACCGCUAAUACUGAACUAGCCUUCUCUUCAGUUAUACACAUUUGUCGUGACGUUAAUAACGGAUGACUUAUACGAAACCUCCAUGCUAAUGGCGCCUCUAUAUUUUUUAUCUGCAUCUACGCUCAUAUCGGACGAGGAAUUUAUUAUGGCUCCUAUUUAUAUAAAGAAACAUGAAACGUCGGAGUUAUUUUAUUUGCACUAACUGCAGCUACUGCCUUCGUAGGUUAUGUUCUCCCAUGGGGACAAAUAUCCUUUUGGGGGGCAACCGUUAUCACAAAUUUAAUUUCAGCCAUACCAUAUGUAGGAAAUGAUAUUGUAGUAUGAUUAUGGGGAGGCUUCUCAGUAUCAAACGCCACUUUAACCCGAUUCUUUACCUUCCAUUUUAUCUUACCAUUCAUUUUAGCAGCAAUAACAAUAAUUCACAUUAUAUUUCUUCACCAAACAGGAUCUAGUAACCCUAUAGGAAUUAAUUCUAAUUUGGAUAAGAUUCAAUUUCACCCGUAUUUUUCUUUCAAAGAUAUUUUAGGUUUUGUUAUUCUACUGGGCAUUCUUUUCAUAAUUUCCCUUUUAGCCCCUAAUGCACUAGGUGAACCAGACAACUUUAUUUAUGCUAAUCCUCUUAGUACCCCUCCCCAUAUUAAACCAGAAUGAUACUUUCUAUUUGCCUAUGCCAUUCUACGCUCUGUUCCUAAUAAACUUGGAGGUGUUGUAGCUUUAGCAGCAGCUAUCAUAAUCCUCCUAAUUAUCCCAUUUACUCACACCUCCAAACAACGCGGAAUACAAUUUCGCCCACUCGCCCAAAUUACAUUUUGAAUUUUAAUUGCCGAUCUAGCACUACUUACAUGACUAGGGGGAGAGCCCGCUGAAUAUCCAUUUAUCUUAAUAACACAAAUUGCAUCAACAGUCUACUUCAUAAUUUUUAUUCUAGUUUUCCCAAUUUUAGGAUAUUUAGAAAAUAAAAUACUAUUAAUAUCAAAAAAUACUGGUAAAUUUAAUUGAAAAUUAGUUUACAGA